Molecule: messenger RNA, 2598 nt
Organism: Leishmania mexicana MHOM/GT/2001/U1103
Lineage: Eukaryota; Euglenozoa; Kinetoplastea; Trypanosomatida; Trypanosomatidae
Product: putative ATP-dependent Clp protease subunit, heat shock protein 100 (HSP100)
Exons: 1
Coding region: 1-2598 (865 amino acids)
Biological process (GO): cellular response to heat
Cellular component (GO): cytoplasm
Molecular function (GO): ATP hydrolysis activity; ATP binding
Source: RefSeq, a predicted model, not a curated record
AUGACGACGCAGCAGCCAGAAUGGACGCAGGCGGCGUCGGACUUGAUGGCUCGCACGGCGGCACUGGCCCGCAAGAAGGCAAACGGCUACCUCGACCCCGUGCACCUCGCCUACGUCAUGUUUGAAGAUGAAAACAGUCUUGCCUCCCGUGUAGUGCGCAAGCUCGGUGCCGCCUCGGUGAAGGACGGACUGGAGGCACGUGUCGACGCGAUUCCCACGCAGAUGCCUGCACCGACGCAGCCGCGGCCCAACUCGGACAUGAUGCGUGUAAUGAAUACGGCGGAGCAGGAGCGUGUUGCCCUCGGAGACACCCUCAUGGCCGCUGAUCACUUCCUCCUGGCCCUGCACGAGAGCAAGGAGGUGGGCAGAAUCCUGGAUGCUGCAGGGGCUGGCAAGAAGGCGAUUCGCACCACGCUGCUCGAGAUGCGCAAGGGGAAAAAGAUAACCUCCGACUUCCAGGACGACAACUACGAGUCACUGAACAAGUACGCAGUCGAUCUCUGCAAGCAGGCGGAGGACGGAAAGCUGGACCCGGUUAUUGGUCGCGCCGACGAGAUUCUGCGCACCAUCCGCGUGCUGUCACGGCGCACCAAGAACAACCCGGUGCUGAUUGGGGAGCCUGGAGUGGGCAAGACCGCGAUUGUGGAGGGCAUUGCGCAACAGGUGGUGCGAGGCGACGUGCCGGACACCCUUUCCGGCAUUCGCAUCUUCUCACUGGACAUGGGUGCGCUGAUCGCCGGUGCCAAGUACCGCGGCGAGUUCGAGGAGCGCCUGAAGGCCGUGCUGAAUGAGGUGAAGGAAAGCAACAAUACGAUCAUCCUCUUCAUUGACGAGAUCCACCUCGUACUCGGCGCCGGCAAGUCCGACGGCGCGAUGGACGCCGCGAAUCUGCUGAAGCCGCUGCUGGCCCGUGGCGAGCUGCGCACGAUCGGUGCCACAACGCUCGAGGAGUACCGCCAGUACGUGGAGAAGGACGCCGCUUUCGAGCGACGCUUCAUGCCAGUGCAGGUGAAUGAGCCGUCAGUCGAGGAGUGCAUGAGCAUCCUGCGUGGGCUGAAAGACCGCUACGAGCAGCACCACGGUGUGCAGAUCACGGACAAGGCUGUUGUGGUGGCGGCGCAGCUGGCUGGCCGCUACAUUACGAACCGCUUCCUGCCGGAUAAGGCGAUUGACCUGAUUGAUGAGGCGUGCGCCAACGUGCGUGUGACGCUGUCGUCGCGGCCGGCCGAGAUCGACGCCCUCGAGCGCAAGAAGCGCCAGCUGGAGAUCGAGGAGAAGGCGUUGCAGCGCGACAAGGAUCCGUCGGUCAAGGAGCGGCUGAAAGCCGUGAAGGCGGAGAUUCAGAAGGCGGAGGAGAAGCUUGGCCCGCUUCUUGCCAAGUACGAGCAGGAGCGUGGCCGUAUCGACGAGCUGCAGGCAACACAGGCGAAGCUGGACGAGAAGAAGGUGAAGCUGGAGCGGGCGGAGCGGAUGCGUGACAUGGAGACGGCAGCAGACCUCAAAUACAACGUCAUCCCGAUUAUCCAGGACAGGAUCCGAUCCCUCAAGGAGGAGAUCGAGAAGCAGAAGACGACGAUGCUGCAGGGCACCGUGACCGAGACGGACAUCGCCACUGUUGUAUCGCGCUGGACCAAUAUCCCGGUGACAAAGCUGAGCCAGACCGAGCGCGAGCGCCUGCUGCACCUGGCCGACCAACUGCAUCUCCGUGUGAAGGGCCAGGAUGAGGCCGUGAACCGUGUUGCGGAGGCCAUUCUGCGCUCACGUGCCGGCCUGUCCCGCUCUGACCGGCCUACCGGCUCCUUCCUGUUUCUCGGCCCCACCGGCGUGGGCAAGACAGAGCUGUCCAAGGCCGUAGCCACAGAGCUCUUCGACGACGCCAAGUACAUGGUGCGACUGGACAUGAGCGAGUACAUGGAGCAGCACUCUGUGGCGCGGCUGAUCGGCGCUCCGCCAGGGUACGUCGGCCACGAAGAAGGUGGCCAGCUCACGGAGCCGGUGCGCCGUCGCGCAUACACGGUGGUGCUGCUGGAUGAGGUGGAGAAGGCGCACCCGAACGUCUUCAACGUACUGCUGCAGGUGCUCGACGACGGGCGGUUGACCGACUCCCACGGCCGCACCGUGAAUUUCUGCAACACGAUCAUCAUCAUGACAUCCAACUUGGGUGCGCAGUAUCUACAGAAUAUGGACACCUCACCGAAGGCCUACGAAGUGGCACAGGCACAGGUGAUGGGCGAGGUAAGGAAGUUCUUUCGCCCGGAGUUCAUCAACCGACUGGAUGACAUCAUCCUCUUCCGCUCUUUGGGCUCGAAGGAGAUGAUGGGGAUCAUCGACCUCAUCGUUGAGGAGCUGAAUGGCCGCCUCAAGGAUCAGUCCAUCCGUGUCUCCCUCACCGAGGAGGCGAAGCACUACGUAUUGGAGUCCGCCUUCGACGCGGAUAUGGGCGCUCGUCCGCUACGGCGCUGGGUUGAGAAGAACAUCACAACAGAGCUCAGCCGCAUGAUCAUCUCGCAAGAGCUGUCGCCAAACAGCACGGUGAAAGUGACUCUCAGCAGCAACCAUAAAAAGCUAUCCUUCUCGGUGAAGCGGACGGCGGGGUAG